This is a messenger RNA of Helianthus annuus (common sunflower), 1462 nucleotides long. RefSeq names its product tubulin-folding cofactor C. Bases 290 to 1318 code for a protein of 342 amino acids. Gene Ontology annotation, biological process: tubulin complex assembly; post-chaperonin tubulin folding pathway. Gene Ontology annotation, molecular function: tubulin binding. The transcript has 3 exons. The record is from RefSeq and is a predicted model, not a curated record. Lineage: Eukaryota; Viridiplantae; Streptophyta; Magnoliopsida; Asterales; Asteraceae. Gene Ontology annotation, cellular component: cytoplasm.
GAAGGGGUGUCUUUUAGAACAAAAUCUAAAACACAAGGGUUGUUUCUCACAUAAUAUAGUGUGUGUGUGUGUGUGUGUGAUACCACUCUUCUUCCCCACAGAUAGAUCCAUUGCCUCCCAAACCUUCACAGACAUUCAUGCUUAAUCAACGAGAUCAGCAAGUGUCGAUAGAUAUAAAGCAGCAGCACAGGUUUCAAAUCCUCUUCACAUCUCACUAUCCAGAACUGACCGACCUCCACUUUGGCGACUUCAACAUCAACUGAUAAAGCUGUUUUAGCUCCCAACAACAAUGAACGACCAACAAGCUCCCUCGGCCACCACCGAUGGCAUGUCAACAGAUCCAACUAUCCAACGCAAACAUGCAGCCAUGAUCGAACGCCUUUCAAACCUCCACCAAUCACGUGUUUCUAACAAAACUGACCCAAAAGAUCCGUCAUUUGAGUCCACCAAAUCAUUUCUCUUACUUUUCACAAAUUCCAAGCAAGCAAUCGAGUCCUCGCUUACCCAAGUUCAACAAAUCUCAGAUACAGAUCCGACGCAAGAUCUCAAACCCGAACUCGAAAAAAUGUCUCUCUCUAUCACCGAACUCGAAAAACUCGUUGCUGAAAACUCUUACUUUUUACCCCCAUAUGAAGUCCGUUCGUCCCUUAAAACCAUCUCUGACCUCAAACAGACAUUAGAUUCAGUCACUUCAAAAGUCAAACCUAGAAAAAAGUUCUCAUUCAAAAACAGACCCGCAAAAAAACCAGAACCCGCGAACACUAUUACCAUAGAAGCCAUCGAGAAUGAGAGAGAACAACAAUCGAGUUACAAGGUUAAAGAUUCACCGGGGUUCAGGAGUAAAGAAAAUGAGAUAUUAACCAAGGAAUUUAAAGGUUCAGAGAUUGGAGAAUUUGUGCUAUCAGAUCUAACCAACUGUGAGGUGAGACUGAGAGGAUGUUUUCGGACUUUAUUUAUAAACCGGCUGAAAAAUUGCAAGAUUUACACGGGGCCUGUGUUGGGUUCAAUCUUGAUUGAAGAAGUGGAAGGGUGUUUGUUUGUGGUUGCAUCACAUCAGAUCAGGAUUCAUGACGCUAAAGAGAGUGACUUUUAUUUAAGAUGCAGGAGUCGCCCCAUAAUCGAGCGGAGUUCUGGGGUUCGAUUUGCGCCAUACCGAUUGUGUUACGACGGGAUUGAGAGUGAUCUCCGGGAAUCGAAUUUGGAUGAUGAUACUGGGAGUUGGGCGAAUGUGGAUGAUUUUCAGUGGUUGCGAGCUGUUCAGUCACCAAACUGGUCAAUUCUGCCAGAAAGUCAACGCAUUGAUACAGUGAACAUUUGAAAUUUGUUUGUGUUCAGAGAUGCUACAUCAUAUCAUAUUAUAUGUAGCUUUCUUGUGAUUUAAAUUGCUAUGCAUGAAUGAUUUUAUUUGGUUAUCAUUAUCAUUAUAUGUUUUAAUAAUGUGGAUUAUUGAGUUGUUUAUAAU